CUAGUUGUUACAUUCCUCACAGUGAUGAAUUCCAGUGAACAUGCAUCUUUUUCAGGCUGCAUCUCCGUGUUCCCAGAUUACAGUUGAUUCUGUCGCGUUGUGGACACCCUCUUUGCUGAUGGGGGGUGAACUGAUGACCCAGUGUCAGCUGUAUAUGACGCCGCCACCAGACAGGAGACAGAAUCAGCCCUUCUCGCUGCUGAUCCAGGGCAGACGCGAGUUAAAAUGGCGCGAGAGGUGGACUGGUCUGGCUCCUCAAUGAACUGAAGGGAGAGUGAAGCGAUGUGCUUUGCUGCCUGUCUGCUGAACGGAACGGAAGAGUCCAGUUUCUGUCUAAGACGGACUGCCUUUGCUGUGUUGAAAUUUGGGACUUGGUACAAAGUAGUUGAUCAAAUACAACUUAUUCUCUGAAGACCCUUCUCUGAAUCACAGCAGUUGACUUUUUAAAAAAUUGGAGAUGGUGUAACUUCUUAUAAAACAACCUUUUUCUUUACUGGAGCAACUUCCAUUUGGCUUCUGUAGAUCAGUUUUCUGCACAUUGUAAAAGAAUAAGAACCAAUGAAUAACUAAUGCACGAUGCUGAAAUUUAAGAAAUUUAAAAAUGCAGCUUAAAUGGUUACGAGUGCUGUUGCCAAAACUAGAAAACCUUAUCGGAAAGAGGAGUUUUGUUCACAGUACCACAGACGUUUCAGUAAAAUGUAGUUUUGGAAGAAAACAGACCGCAAGGAAGACCAUGGCUAUCAAGAGCUACUUCAGCUCUAAGAAACAGCAAUCAAAAGAAAAUAUGAGAACAAAUAAAGAGAAAAUAGAAAUCUGUGAUCACGUAGGAGAAUGUGGAAAAGAGAUAAAUGAAAUGUUGGUAGUCUGUGUUAAAUGUAAAGAUAUCCAGCAGUUUGGCUUUACAGAACUUCAGGAACACUGCCAACAAAAUCAUCCAGAAGACAAACCUAUUUUUGUUUGUAGCAGAUGUGGUUUCACUGUGGAUGAUGUGGAACAAAUGAAUGUGCAUGCAUUUUCACACACAAUGGACCAAGCAUUAAACACCGAACUUGGUGCCAACAAAGAAGGUCUUGCCUUGAUUAGAGAAAUGGAACUGCAUAAAACCAGGCAUUUAAAGCCAGAUACCUUGUAUUGUAAUAAGUGCAGAUUUUCAACAAAAGAUCCACUUCUCUUUCAGAAACAUAUACUGAGACAUGAAGAAAUUCAAUAUAAAUGUGGACGUUGUGAUCGUGUCUGUUACACCAGGGGAGAAUUCCAGCGCCACUCUGUGCAACAUACUGGAACAUUUCCCUUUAAAUGUAGAUAUUGUGAUUAUGGUGCAGUCCGAAAAGAUUAUGUUGUGAAACACACAAAGGGAGUCCACAGGGACAUCAUAAAAAAUGGUGGGACUGCACUGGUUCUCCCAAUGAGGAAAGGCUGUAAAAAAAAGACUUCCUCCAAAGCUAAGACCAUAUCCAAAGUGAAACCAACAAUAACUGCACAAAAUGAGAAUUCUACUAAUGUUAGAACACAUGAUAAGAUGGUAAAUUCAGUAGCUUUAAUUUCUAAUCCUUGUAGCACUUAUCAAAUGCAAGGUGAGUCUGUGGAAGAACACCAAUAUCCAAAUGUAAAUAGUGUCAAUGAAAAUAAAAGUGUGGAUAAAUUCUUUGUACAAAAUAUUAAACACUUGAAUUGUCCUCCCACUGAUGCGAGAAAGAAUCAGCUACAGGUACUUGCUCCGUCUAAGCAUGCCCUUCAGCCCGGUACACCAUUAACAUUGAUUGCUCCAGCACAGAUGGUUAUUCCCUCUAACUGCUUGGCUCAACUAAUAGAAAUAAAAACUGUUAAUGGGAAACAACAGUUAGUAUUCAAACUAAUACCACAAGUUUCGGUAGCUGGUGUAACAGGAAUGUCUACAUUUCCAGUACAAGAAAUACAGCAUGUGAAUUCAGAAAUGGCACAGCCACAAAAGAACAGUGUGUCAAAUAAUUCUACAACACUACUGACCGAAAUUGUGGAUUACAGUGAGUUACCCUUUGUAGAUUCUUUCAAUGAAGUUGAAGCUGAUGACAAUAUUGAAAUGAAUACUAAACUGCUCUUUUCAAAUCCUCAAUCUUCAUUUAGUGAAAAGCCAACUACUAGUACUUCUUCCAUUUUGCAGAUUAAAAGCAAAGAUAGUCCAAACCAGGGUAAGGAUGUAGCUGUAGAACAAUUACAAGGCAGUGAACCAACAGAAGCUGACUUGACCUAUAGUUUUCAACGAGAUCCUCUUGCAACCACAGAUGUUUUAGAUGAAAUGAUGCAUUAUCUUCAGCAAGAGGCUUUAAACCACAAAACCACUUCGAAAAGUCUUAAUGCAAAUACGCAAGAGUUACUGAAUCAAAUUGACAAGAAGUUGUUAAUGUUUCCUGAAUCUAAGGAAAUGCAAAAGAGUACACAUUCUUUUUCAUCUUGUAAGGUUGCUGCCAGUAAUGAGCAGGAAUGUGUUUUACAAGAUCAUUUUUAUGUUCCGCGAUUCAAGAAUGAAAAUAUGCAUAGCAUUGAAGAUGUUAUCUCUGCUGGUCCAAAUUUCGAGACAUCAUUUUUGCAGCUGCCUGUGGCUGUGCCAGUGUUGGCUAAAAAAGGUAUACAUUUGUGUGAUUCUCAAGUUUUGAGAGAUUCCAAUUGCAAAACUGCUAUCAAAGCAAUUGAAUCUUUGCCAAAUGAUGCUACUAAAGCCAACACAGAGCACAAUGUGAUGGAGGGUUGCAAGUCACUUGACGUUAGUAAGAUUUUACCAUGUCAACUAUCCCCCACCUUGUCCAGCAAUCACACAACAGUGGCUUCCAAAUCCAUUGAUCAUCUGAUUACACCUAAAUGUUCUUCAUCUGUAAAACCAACCAAAAUUGUACCUGCAAGUGUGUUUCACGCAGACUGUUUGAAGUGCCAGUGUAGUGAUAGUGUUGCUAAGGACCUCAGUAAUCCUGAAGUUUGUAAAAGUACUUUUGAAAGUCAUUGUAUGUGCUCUACUGUGAUACAGAACCAAAGAACUUCAUCUGGUCAAGAUCGCAAUGAUGUACAUUGUGGUAACAGUUCAUAUUGUAUGUUGGAAAAGUAUGAAAAUAGUAGAACAAACCCAGACUUGCCUCUUCAAUCAAAUGCAUUGAAGUCGAUAAAAAUAAAUACAAAUGAUAAUAAAAUUAUGCCAGUAUGUGAGAGUGCAAUUUUGCAUCCAAACAUAAAUGACCAGAUUUUACAAGAAAUGCCUGUUGGCGUAAGUGCAUCAGGAGCUACUACUGAUUCACUUAACAAUGUAACAAUGAAAAGUGUGACAUUUGUAAGUGAAAUGCAAUCACCAUUGCAUGAUAAGAGUGAAUUAACCGAGGACGAUACAUUACAAGGCUUUGCAAUUAAUUCAGACUUCAAUGAUUUGAAUAACUGGCAUAAUCUAGAUACUGCUGGGUCUGCUGAUAAUCCUCCUGAUGGUGAACAGUGGCCUGUAAUUUCUUCAGUGUUUUCUCUUAGUUGUGGUUUGAAUGAUGUUCCAGAGAGUAUUCAAUGGGAUAAUGAUCAGUGCAUCAAUUCUACUUCAUUCACUACUGCACAAGAGAUUCUGAAAACUAACCCAUGUCCUCAGAUUCAAGCAAAUAGUAAAAGCCUCACUCUCCAGUUUGAAAAAAGACAUAUAUGUGAACCCUCAGGCCACAGGAAUUCAGUGUGUCUGCAAGCAUCUAAUGACAGAAACUUCUGUACAGUAUCAAGUCCAUCAGCAGUGAUAAAUGGAAAUUCAUUUCAAUUAUUCAGUUGUAUUAACAUGGCUGAUCAUCUUUCUUUAUUACCACCAUUGACUCCUUCUCUACCACCAAUGUCACCUGUUGAGAAUAUGGAUUGUUCUUCUGCAAAUCAGUUUGAACAGUUUGUUGAUGAUGUCCAUGCUUUCCAGAAUUCACGUAACCUAUAUUCUAAUGAAUUUUAUUUAAAUCAACCUAGCUUGACUUCCACAAGCACUAGUACGGCAGUGGAGUAUAGCGCACUAGUGGAUAGUUUUGUACAGAGAAAUUCAAGGGAUGUGCCUAGUACUACAGGAAAUACAUUAACUGGUUCAACACAAAGCUGCCAAACCAAACCCUUUUCAUCCCCAAAACAUAAUCAUUUUCCAAAUUUGUCCUUGAAAGAUAUAUCCCUUCAAAGUAAGUUAUUUGAAAAUACUUUAUGCUCAAGUAUAGAUGGAGUUGAUGAGCCUUCAAUUUCCCAUAACUUCAGUGACACUAUAUUUGCUUCCACUGGAAUAACGUCAAAUACUUGUAAACAAGUUUCAACUGUUAAUCAAUCACCAGUGGCACUUGCAGAGAUUUGCAAACCAAACAUCAGUUCAAAGGGAUCUUCCUUUAAUCGAAAUGUUUCUCAUUCUUUUACAAAAGUACAAGAAGACAUGCCUACAACUAGUGCAUCCUCUUUGAAAGUUUGCCACCAGUAUAAUUUGCAAAGCAAAACUUCUUUGUUUCCUUUAAGGACAGGUACAGAUCCUAAGAAUGUUAACUGUACUGAUGCUGUUGAGAAUCUAAAACAAAUACCUUCCAAAGUCGGUAAAACUAUGGUGCUCCCAGAAAAGGUAGUACUUCCAUCUGCAGCAACACUACAGAGUGUUUCACUGUCAACCUUUGUUUUAGACAACCAAAGCAAUCGUUCCAAAGUUCAGUUAAAACCUCCUAACAAAACUCAUUCUGUUUUACCCCCUUGUAGCCAACAAAGUACAUGCUAUCAUAAAGUAGCAGAAGAUGUACCUAGCCAAACUGAACAGGCUGUAAGUUUGGUUCAUCUUCAGAAUGCUGCUGAAAUUGUCAAAGUUGUACCAAACUCUUCUCGUGCAAACAAUUCAGAAGGUGAUAGUUUGGGACAAGGUGUGCAAAACGCUGUUCUUCCAGAACUGCAAUCCAAAUCAGAAAUGGCUUCAUCCCAUCUUUCUGCAGUUUUGCUCAAUUCCUCAAUGAGCCAAGUUAGUCCUGAAAACACACCACCUUCUCAAACCAUAGUAAAAGACCCGAACUAUUAUAAACAUGAAACAACUUACAAGAUUGUUUCAAGUGACAUCGUGCUUAGAGUACUGAGUGCUGCUGAUAAUUUCAAACAGAAAGCUUCUACAAUAAGUUGUCAUUCUGUCAACCCAUCACAAAACCUUGGAGUAUUGUGUCCCACAACUGUUUCAUGUAGCACAGCAGAAAAAUCAGAACUGCAGGCAUCAGCACUGACAAAGAAGUCCCCAGUUUAUGCUGAACUUGAUUCAGUAAAUAAUUGCUGUUCUAAGAUAAAAUGGCAGGUGAACAGUAACUGUGAUCAAUCUCGUGUUUCAGUUAGACCAAACACGUUUAACACUAUGUCAGUUAAGACAGCUGCUCGCCAGAAUUCUCGAUCCUUGAAGACCAGUGCAGAUGAACCUUUGAAGCACAGGAAUACGAGAAAAAAAAUUCCUGAUCAUAAUCAGGAUGAAAUCCUCUUAAAAAAGAUAAAAAGACCGUACACCUUUGUUCCUGUUACCACCAAUCAAUGUGAGAUAUUAAAGACUGCCCGCAAACUAAGGCUGAAACCAUUUCAUAAAAGUCAGUUGGUAAAAUGCCCCCGUCGCAAUCAGCCUGUAGUUGUAUUAAAUCAUCCAGAUGUAGAUGUUCAAGAGGUAGCUAACGUAAUGCAAACAAUAGGCAAGUAUAGAGGAAAUGUACUCAAGGUGGUUUUAUCUGAAAGAACUGUUAUUUCUCUUAAUUUAAAGGAUAGGCAAAGGCAGGAAUUUGAAAACAGAGGUAUUUUACUUGACAAAUGGCAUAACUGUAAAACAGUUAGUCCAGUGAAGGAAAGACAUAUGUUGAAAAUAAAAUUAAAGAAGAUCCAUAAAAAUAAUUAUCAGGUAGUUCAAAAUGCCCAGGAUGAGCAUUUGCAGUUUAAGUUUCACUGUUGGUUUUGUGGACGGAUGUUUUGUGAUCAAGAAGAAUGGAUUGCUCAUGGACAACGCCAUUUGAUGGAAGCCACACGGGACUGGAAUGACGUUGCCGCUCUUCAAGAAAUUACAGAAGUAUUGAGAGGGCAAAAGAAAUCAGAUGUGUAAUACUAGAUUAGUUGAAUUUGUCGUGCUUCAUGAUUCAGUUGAUUUUGGAAUAUAAACUAGUACACAAGAUCAAAAUGAGCAAGUAUUAUUUAUUAUAUGUGACUUGUUCAUUCUUGUUUUACCUUUGGUUUUAACUGUUCUUAUUGCAAAAAUGGUGUAAAAUCGUAUUGAUCUUUUGAUUUAGCAAUAGGUUGACUACAAACUCUGCUGUUCCUUUGGUAAAGUAAGAGACAAAGAUCUGCCAAGAAGGAAGAAUUAUUAUUAAAGAUGUAUAUUUUCUAGGGCCAUCUGAAUGUUUUGGUACAUCUGAUUAUACCAAUUUUAAAGUAAGAUAUAGUCAUUCUACACUAGGUCACCCUGAUUAAUGUGGUUUAAUUUUAAAGUUAUUUCCUUCUUGGACCUGCUCUUCUGAUUUAGGUUGCAGUUUCUGUUUUUAGGUUGUUGUGCCCCAUCACUGUUGGCAUCCUCGUUGGAUGUAUACCCGUGAUGGUGACCUGUUGGUGAAUCCUGUGACGUGAUUAUUUUGGGGAGCCUCUUCUCUCCUUGAAGUACUUUCCGUUUUACUGCCUGGUCAUCUCAUUGCUUCCCCACUCGAAUUCUCCCGCUCUGUUUCACUCCCCAAGACCCUAUCUCACAGCUUCCUUGCUUGCUUCUUCCUUUUCACCACUACUAUUCAGUUAGCAUUGAGAUAAGGAAUGAGCAAAUAGAAGUGUUUAAGUUGGGAAGUGGUGAGCUGCAAUGUGUGGCUGGGUAAGGAAACCGCCGAGAGAAAGAAAAUGAGUCAGCCUGUUGGAGUGAUAGCAAGUAGUUAAGUGGACAGAGUUAAUGUAUAGUAUCUUUAAAGUUUUAAAUUUUGUAUUUUACAUGUUGUUUGAUGUGUUUCAACAUGUAGGUGUAAUACUUUAAUGUUUCUCCUGAGUAACAGAUCCUGCAAGAUCUAACAACAGCUUCUCUGUAACUCGUUAUAAAUUUGCAAAAAAAAUAACAAUUUUCAGAAGUGCAGCCACAACUUUGGGUCAGGAUUUAGAGAGAAAUAAGGUGGCAGAAUUUACAGAUUUUAUUCAAAUUUCACUCUGGUAACUUCCUUGUAAAUUUUGUUGUUGUUUAAUACUUUUACAUUAUGUAAACAUGAAUAAAGUUAACAGCAUUGUGUUAAUUUACUUAUUAAAAUUGCACAGUAUAAUUUGAUUAACUCAUAUGUUUUUAAUCAAUCCAUGGAAUUUAUAAUAAUA
Messenger RNA from Stegostoma tigrinum, 7287 nucleotides. Its product is annotated as zinc finger protein 518A-like. Gene Ontology annotation, cellular component: nucleus. NCBI's taxonomy places the organism in Eukaryota, Metazoa, Chordata, Chondrichthyes, Orectolobiformes, Stegostomatidae. The transcript has 2 exons. The record is from RefSeq and is a predicted model, not a curated record. Gene Ontology annotation, biological process: regulation of gene expression. Bases 602 to 6055 code for a protein of 1817 amino acids.